Molecule: messenger RNA, 666 nt
Organism: Mucor velutinosus
Lineage: Eukaryota; Fungi; Mucoromycota; Mucoromycetes; Mucorales; Mucoraceae
Product: serine/threonine-protein phosphatase 2A 56 kDa regulatory subunit delta isoform
Exons: 2
Coding region: 1-666 (221 amino acids)
Source: RefSeq, a predicted model, not a curated record
AUGGAAACAGUGACAUUCACUUCUGCAUCAUCUGAAAGCUUUCCAAAACGCAUCAGAUCAGCAUCUGCCCGCUUAUUUUCUCUCAAUCACAACAAUAGCAACAGCAAUAGCAAACGUAUUUCAUUCAUGUCAAAUUCCGAAAGCACGACAAACAUAUUAAGUCCAACAAAAUGGUUUCCACGCAUGCGAUGUCGCUCAGCUUCAUCUGCUGCCUCAUCAACGAGCUCUGUCGUAUUUUCAUCUUCAUCCACAACUACAGCAUCACAUCAUACCAUCCUAGAUCAUUUAUUCCACAACCAUCACCACAACCACCACCACCACCACCAACGUCAUUCUGCCACAGCAAUGGAUCAACAUAUUGAUCAUGUAAACAAUAGUUUAAUAUCACUUGAAACAGUAUCUUCCGAGCUGGAAGAUUUGUACAGAGAUGCGCGUGAGGAGAUUGAAUAUGCUAUUGAAUCGCAAGGAUCUAUUUAUUACGAAGGAGAUAAAGCGACCGCUCAUGCAGCUUUUGAGCUAUGUGAGACAAAGUAUGAUACAGUGAUGCAGCAAUUUGGUGACACUACCAACGCUAUCAAGUUUAGAUUUCGCUGGGAGACGGAUCUCCAUCAACUCCGUUCCAUGUUGAGCAACCUUCCACCUAUUACUCAGUCCAUUUAUGAGUGA